Molecule: messenger RNA, 927 nt
Organism: Aspergillus thermomutatus
Lineage: Eukaryota; Fungi; Ascomycota; Eurotiomycetes; Eurotiales; Aspergillaceae
Exons: 2
Coding region: 1-927 (308 amino acids)
Source: RefSeq, a predicted model, not a curated record
AUGACCGACCUCCCCUACGACUAUACAAGUUGGCAAUUCCUCGACGCCAUCGGACAGGCAUCGACUCUGCAACCGCAGCUGCAGACCGACGAGGCCAUGAGUCUUGCCUUUGAGUUCCCCUCUCACGGCCACGGCGAGUGCGACUUUGCGAUGCUCAGCUCGGAUAAUUGCCUGGCUUACGGACAAACUUCGGCAAAGACGGCGGCGACAGGGUUUAUGCACACGCAUUCACCGCCAGUUGAGAUGGCGAUGUUUGCGCAGGGGAUGGAAUUUCGAGAUGCCUUUAUUUCAGUACCUCCAUUCCCCGACCUCACCCCCGACACGGACCUGUCCCUCCUCCGCUCCACAUCCCACAAUGCCACCGAGCGAGCCCUGUUCAUGACCAUCCCAUCCAGCACCACCUCCCCUUCAUCGUCCUCGUCAUCGUCCUCGUCAUCAUUGUCAUCUACGUCAAACCAGCAGUUCUCAUCCCCAACGCUGGACCCCUGCACCCCCAGCACAACAAGCAAAGAAAGCGACGAAGACUGGGACCGCGAACUCGGCCCCAACGCCUCGCUCCAUUUCUACAAAUUGCCCGAUAGGCUCGACUCCAUCCCUCCCUCCUUCCAAUCAGUCCAGCGCCACCAGCGCCACGUGCAUCAUCCUCCUCCGCGGGUAAAUAGUCACCACGACGACGAGGCGGCGGACACGCUAACACCCCUGGAAAUGCCCGACGGCAGUACCCGCUUCACGGCGAAUUGGCUGCCUGUCGACCCGACGGGCGGGUUCACCAUUGGUUUUGAGGAUGUGUCUGUGUCUCAAUCUGCGUCUGCGAUGGAGUUUGGUUCUCAUGGCUAUGGCUAUGGCCAGGCACACGGGGUCGGGGAUGGGUAUGACCCCGUCUCGAUGGAAUUCAGCAAGGAGGCGUUUAUCCAGAUGCCGGCGUGA